Molecule: messenger RNA, 2640 nt
Organism: Fonticula alba
Lineage: Eukaryota; Rotosphaerida; Fonticulaceae
Exons: 2
Coding region: 1-2640 (879 amino acids)
Source: RefSeq, a predicted model, not a curated record
AUGACCCGGCACCGUGACACGCCCGAGCCCGGGCGCGCCGGCAGGAAGGCCCUCGCGGCGUCGCUGCUGUCGGUCCUGGCCCUGAGCCAGGUGGCCGGGGCCCGGACCCCGGGACCCCUGCCCAACCGGUCGCACACGUCCCUCUUUGCCACCUACACCACCCCCCGGGACACGGAGUCCUCGCACGACCUGGGCACCGGCCUGCAGGUGGUCAGCCGGUCGACCCUGAUCGGCGAGCCCAGCGACUUGGCAUACAACCCGGAGGCCGACAUCAUGCAGAACUUCCGCUUCGACGGCGGGGCCGAGGUGGGCUUCAUCAAUGCCCGGGUGCCGAAUCGCUUCCAGCUGACGGCCCUCCAUGAGCCGGUGCUGGUGGUCAGCGCGCAGGACCACCUGCCGCGGCCGGGCGACGAGUCCCCCGGGUCCGCCAGCCUGGACUCCUUCCUGGACCUGUAUGAGCACUAUGCGGACUUGCGCAUGCGGCCCAGCGCGCGUCAGGCCCUGGAGGGCGUCCGGCCGAUUGGCUUCUCGCUGGAUUACUUCCGGCCGGCCCGGCGGCCGGGGCACUCGGCCGCGCGCGGCCCCACGGCCGCGGCCCCGCGGCUGUCCGACGACCCGAACCGCGGGCCGAUCCCCCUGUCGGCCACCGGGGCCGCGGAAAUUUGGUCCAUCUCCCAGCCGCUGGAUGUCCAGGCCAUGGCGGCCCUGAAUGCCACCGGGCAGCUGCUCGACCCGGCCCCGGGCCCCGGCAAGGGGGACGAGCUGCCGCGCUUCUACACCCUUUCCGAGCAGCAGCGCGUGUGGACCAUCCGCCCGGAUCGCGACCAGGGGUGGGUCAGCACGGCCCUGCUGCCGGCCGAUGCGGCCCUCGGGGCCGACGGCCGUGUGCAUGCCACCCUGCCGCCGGAAACCCGCUGGUGGUCCUACGCCAUGGCCGCGGCCGAUGCCCCGGUGUAUGCGCUGUUCGGUGAGCGCCGCGAUGUGGGCCUGGAUGGCUCGGCCGGGCCGUCGGCCGGCGGGGACUCCGCCCAGCGGCGAUUCUACUACCCCGGCAAGACGGUGGUCGAUGUGACGGCCUACAUCCGUCCAUCUGCGCCGGCCGGGGCCGCGCGUGUGGCGCGCGACGACCCGGCCUCGGGUGCAUCCGGGUCCGCCGUCGAGGCCGGCAGCAGCAGCAGCCAGCAUGAGGCCGGUGACCAUAGUGGCAGCCACUCCGGCGGCAGCCAUGGCAGUGGCAGUCAUGCUGAGGGUAGCAGCCCUGGUGAGAGUGGGAGCCACUCCAGUGGGAGCCACCAUGAGGGGAGUAGCCACUCUAGUGGAAGCCACUCCAGCGAAAGCCACCCUGACAGCAGCACUCACGCCAGCGACAGUCAUGCCAGUGGCAGCCAUGCCAGUGGCAGCCAUGCCAGCGACAGUCAUGCCAGUGGAAGCCACCAUGAGGGGAGUAGCCACUCCAGUGGUCAUGAGAGCACGGACAGCGGCUCUACUGGCAGCAGCGGCGGCAGCGGCGGCAGCGGGCAGUCGGAGAGCAGCAGCCAUCACGCGAGUGGCAGCGAUGUUGAGCACGGCAGCAGCACCCUUCCGGGGGAUAGUGACAGCUCGAGCACCAGCCACCACGAGAGUGGCAGCCAUUCCAGCGGCAGCCAUUCCAGCGGCAGCCAUUCCAGCGGCAGCGCUGAGCACAGCAGCAGCGCCGCUCCCGAGAGCGGCAGCAGCUCUAGCGGUAGCCACCAUGACAGCAGCAGCCACCAUGAGAGUGGUAGCCACUCCAGCGGCAGCCACUCCAGCGCUAGCGGCAGCCAUUCUAGCGAGAGCAGUCACCAUGACAGCAGUAGCCACCAUGAGACUGGUAGCCACUCCAGCGGUAGUCACUCCAGCGGUAGUCACUCCAGCGGCAGUCACUCCAGUGCCAGCGGCAGCCACUCCAGCGCCAGCGGCAGCCACCAUGAGAGCGACAGCCAUUCUAGCGAGAGCAGCCACCACGAUAGUGGCAGUCAGCACGAGAGUGGCAGCCACUCCAGCGCCAGCGGCAGCCACUCCAGCGCCAGCGGCAGCCACUCCAGCGCCAGCGGCAGCAUUCCGGACGAUGGUGAGCUUCAGAAGGGCCCCGAUGCGGUGAGCUUCUCCAUGAUCGUGUCCAACGAUCUGCCCCCGCUGGCCCUCGAGACCAUCAACAAGCGGAACAUCCCGCUGGCACGCAAUGGCCAGUCCAUCCUCAAGUACGUCACCUGGCGCCGGUGGGCCCAGCCCAACGACACGGGCAACGAGGCGGCCGGCGUGCGCUUCCGCCACACCCACACCCCCGACCUGGAGAACGACCGGACCUCCGGCACCAGCACCCUUUGCCUAUUCCGCCUCGACCAGACCAAGUCCGAAUGGGUGCAGGUCGGUUGCGGCAGCAGCCAAGAGGACCUUCUCCCCAACGAGCAGCUUCGUCCCAACCAGGUGGACCAGACCGUGGAUGACCUCUUCCCGGAUGGCCGGGACACCGAGCUGUGGUCUAUUCAGGGCAAGUCGCGCGGGUACUCCGAGCUGUCGAACGACGCCGGGAGCGUCCUGGCUCGCGGGCGCUCGUCCUACUCCGGCCUAGCGUCGGCCCUUGUUGGCAGCCUGGCUGCAGUGGGCCUGAUGCUGCUUUAA